Messenger RNA from Ectocarpus sp. CCAP 1310/34, 1059 nucleotides. The record is from the annotation of a GenBank genome assembly. Lineage: Eukaryota; Phaeophyceae; Ectocarpales; Ectocarpaceae.
AUGGUAUUGUCAGGUGGAGCGUCACCAUCGAAGCCGCCAGCAUCUAGAGCGGAGGCGCAACGAGUUCCUCAAAACCUCAUCACAGCGGUACGCGCUGCAAUCCGGAGUGGGCUCAGCCCCGAGCCGAACAAGAUGUAUGACUGUGAUGGCAAGUGGUACACGGUCGCUGCCAUUAUGGCGGCGAUCAAGGAGUUGCAGCUGAGCAAGAAGGAGCUGGACGCCAAGCAGAAGGGGACGACCCGGGACAUCCAUCUCGAGAUUUGGGAGGCGUUCAAGGACGAAAAGUUCAAGGUGCCCAGUUCCUUGGCGGACGACAGCAACAUCUUUGGCGCCGGCAUCAACCCCAACGUCGUACGCCAGCCGGACAUCAGCUUCCAGAAGUUGGCGACCAUGAGGACCGACCUCUUCAAGGACCACGGCGAAAUGUACUCGAACUCCAAGAAAUCUGGCAGCAACGGAGAGAUGUUUUCCUUCUGCAAGGAAAGCUUAGACACAUACUACUUCGGGCUGACGGCCGAGAAGUGCCCUGACAUCCUGGCCGUGUGCGACCAGAUGCUCCCCGACGGCACCGCGAGGGAGAGUACGGGGGUGGAGACCGCGGGAGACGGACACAGUGGUGCCCAGGGCACGUCGGCGGAUGCUAGUAAGCGGAAGGUCGCGAAAGUGGAAUCCAGGGAGAGGAACGUGGGCGUCAAUGGCCAGAAGAAAAAGAAGAAGCAGGACACGCAGAUCGAGAACACGGCGAAGGUCGCUAUGUCCGCAGUGAAGGGGGAGCUGGGCCUUGACGCCCUGGUCGGAACGUCGUCCGCACCCACGUACGCCGACGCCCCGACAUCCUUCUACGACACGAAGGAGGGGUUAGAGAACAAGGCGGCCAAACUCGAAUAUAUCGCCAAGCUCCGCAAAGAACUCCAGGAAAUCAAGGAGGACAUCAGGAAGGAGAAGGAGCUGGGUUCGGACGCUGACGAAGAAGACCUACAGCUCUUGCNGCUGGGUUCGGAUGCUGACAAAGAAGACCUACAGCUCUUGCGGGACCGGGCGACGACCGUGAGGGCCUAA